Molecule: messenger RNA, 2886 nt
Organism: Clupea harengus (Atlantic herring)
Lineage: Eukaryota; Metazoa; Chordata; Actinopteri; Clupeiformes; Clupeidae
Gene: arhgap10
Product: Rho GTPase activating protein 10
Biological process (GO): signal transduction
Cellular component (GO): cytoplasm
Molecular function (GO): GTPase activator activity; protein binding
Source: RefSeq, a predicted model, not a curated record
UGUCAUCUAGUAGGCGUGUUGUGUAGUACGGUGUGUCCGCUGUAGACCUACUUGGAGAGUGAGGACAGAGCAAUGCAAAUAACGGUUUGAGAUGUAGGCUACCUACUGUCUACGGUAUAUCGCUACGCUACAACGUGGACAAUGACUUACUGAAUUGUUUAAACCUUAGUUUAGAGUAUAUUUCUUCCACUGGGUGUACUGGGGUGUCGCGAAUAAUAACACUGGAAGUACUUUUUUUUUAAAAGUAGGUGGUAGUCUUGUCAAGUACAAAGUAUCGUUUCCAUCGGGAUUUUUUAAGAAGAACUUGUCCAGGAGUGGUCUUUGGUCACGCCACGGAUUCAGGGCAUAACGUUACAUCUAUGAUCCAGGAAUUGCCAAGUGGACGGCGCUAGCUGGCUAACUUUGUUAUCUAGCUCAUACUUUUUGAGUUAAUUUGUUGCUGUGAUAAACUGUUUUUAGAACAGCACUUGUUUUCAGACUUUUCGGCUAGCUACCUUUUAGCUAGCUGUACAUAGCUCCAAAAAUGGGAUUACACCCUUUGGAGUUCAGCGAGUGUUACCUGGACAGUCCCACUUUUCGCGAUAAAGUGAAGUCUCAUGAAGCGGAAUUAGAUAAAACCAACAGAUUCAUAAAAGAACUAUACAAAGAUGGAAAAAACCUCAUGAAUGCCACAAAACAGUUGAGCAUGGCCCAGCGCAAGUUUGCUCAAUGUCUAGGAGAGUUUAAAUUUGAGUACAUUGGUGAUGCGAAGACAGAUGAUGAAAAGUGCAUUGAUGAGUCUUUGCAGGAAUUCUCCGCCUUCCUGAGGAACCUUGAGGACCAGAGAGAGCUGAUGAUGCAAAACAUCACAGAGACGCUAAUGAAGCCGCUGGAGAAGUUCCGAAAAGAGCAGCUUGGUGCAGCAAAGGCAGAAAGAAAAAGGUAUGAGAAGGAGACAGAAAAAUACUACAGCUCUCUGGAGAAGCUUUUGAAUAUGUCAGCAAAGAAAAAGGAGCCACAGUUACAAGAGGCUGACGUCCAGGUCGACUCCAACCGGGACCACUUUCAGGAUCUGUCCCUGGAGUACGUGUGCAAGCUGCAGGAGAUUCAGGAGAGGAAGAAGUUUGAAUGUGUAGAGCCGAUGCUGGCUUUUUUUCAGACGGUCUUCACAUUCUAUCACCAGGGUUAUGAGCUGGCCAAUGACUUUGACCAUUACAAAAGAGCACUACAGAUCAAUAUACAGAAUACGAGGAGUCGUUUUGAGGCCACCCGCUCAGAAGUGUAUGAGCUGAUGAAGAGGACGAAGGACACCCCUCAGGAGCACAGGCAGACCAGCCCCAUCAGUAGUGAGGGUUACCUCUACGUGCAGGAGAAACGUCCUCCACCUUUUGGCUCCAGCUGGGUGAAGCGCUAUUGCACGUUUGUCAAGGAGCAGAAGAUUCUACACAUGGUCACCUUUGACCACAAAUCUGGAGGCAAGACAGGUGAAACGGAAUCAGUGAUGCUCAAAUCGUGCCUUCGCAAACUGACAGACACACUGGACCGCCGCUUCUGCUUAGAUCUAGAAAUCACAGAUCGGCCGGGGAUAGUUUUAACAGUCCAGGCCCUAUCAGAAGAUGACCAUAAGUUCUGGAUACAUGCGAUGGGUGGGAAAGAACCUAUUCAUUAUUUGAGAACAUACUCAAAAGAAAGAGGAAUUGAUGCCCAGCUUGAUGACAUUGGUCUCUCCUUUGUAAAGAACUCCAUUAACGCCAUUGAGAAGAGAGGCAUCAAUGACCAGGGCCUGUAUAGAGUGGUGGGGGUCAGUUCUAAAGUCCAGAAGCUGCUCUGCCUAAUGAUUGAUGAGAAAAGUAAUGACUUGGACCUGUCUGUAUGUGAAGACUGGGAUGUGAAGACUAUCACUAGCGCUCUAAAACUCUACCUCAGGAGUUUGCCUGAACCUCUGAUGACCUAUGGGUUAUAUAAAGAGUUCAUCAUACCUGCCAAAUCUGGCAGCCCAGAGCCCCGUCUGCAGGCCAUCCACUGCCUGGUGCACAAACUGCCCGAGAGGAACAGGCUGGUGCUGGGACUGCUCAUGAAGCACCUCGCAACUGUGGCGGCCCACAGUAAGCAGAAUCUGAUGACCGUGGCGAAUCUGGGCGUGGUGUUUGGCCCCACACUCAUGCGCCCGGAGGAGGAGACUGUGGCUGCCAUCAUGGAUCUCAAGUUUCAGAACAUAGUUGUGGAGAUCCUCAUUGAGCAGCAUGAAAAGAUUUUCGGUGAUAUCCCCAGCGAGUGCCCCUCUGCGACGGCCUUCUCAGCCCCCACACGCCAGUCCAAGAAGCUGGGUCGCCAGAACAGACCCCUGGCUGUGUACAACCCUCAGGCGCUGGACAUCCAGACAGUGUCUGUGGGGAGUGAAAGCGCCCCGCCGCCCGCUCCCGAUGAGGCCUCCCUAGGCAGCAACGACUCGGUCUCCUCCUCACACUCCUCCGGGACCCCCCCACAGAAGGCCAAAAACCCCCACGACACGAGCCACGCCACGCCCAGCCCCGACAGCCCCGGGAUGUGCUCUGCCAUGGCCUUGUGGACCAUCUCUGCUACCUCAGGAACGCCUCUGGUCUCCCCCAGCAGAGCCCCGAGAGGAGUCACGGACGGCGAGCAGGCGGAGGAGAGUGUCAGCCAGCAGAAGGCCAAGGCCGUCUACCCCUGUGAGGCGGAGCAUGACUCGGAGCUCUCCUUCCAGGCCGGCGCAAUCUUCCAAAAUGUGAGUGUGUCGCGGGAGCCCGGCUGGCUGGAGGGAGUGCUGGAGGGGAAGAAGGGCCUAAUCCCUGAAAAUUAUGUGGAGAUGCUGUAACACACACACACAUACACACACACACUCAGACACACACACACUCAGACACACACACACUCAGACACACACAC